AUGCAAAUAGCUGAGUUGGCCGAUGAAAAGUUUGCUGCCGGCGAAUACAUAUCCGCCAUUCAAGGCGUCCCCUUUGCCAUCAAGGACACAUACGAUGUAGCUGGCUAUGCAACUGCCUACGGCUCGUGGGAGUUCCUCGACAACGUUGUCCAAACGGAGUCCCCGCUGGUAACCUACGCAAUCGAAGCGGGGGCCGUCCCACUCUUCAAGUCAAGUGUGCCUCAGCUCACAUGGGGGUAUUCAAACCACAAGGGGGCUGUCUAUUCCUGUCUUAACGGAGGGUUUGCUGCCGGUGCAGGUGGGUCAGGAGGAUCCUCCAUCGGUUCUGGUGCGGCAGUUUGUCUUGGCGUUGUCCCAGUGGCCAUCUGUGAGCAAACCGGCUCCUCCUGUCAGGCACCCGCCAUUGCCAAUGGCAUCAGUACUGUCAUACCCGCUCUUGGUACCUUUUCACGUGAGAACAAUGGUUUGUACUCCAUGGAAACGGACCGCCCUGGUCUCCUGUGUCGCGACGUGUUAUCAUGUGCUGUCUUUUACAAUUACAUGCGUGGGGAAUCUGAGGGAGAUCCACAAAGUCGGAAUGUCCCGUUUGAAGAUCCCAGCAAGGUGGAUAUCUCCGGAUGGUCUAUUGGAUUCUCCGACAACUCGGAUACCCAAGGAUGGCCAGAGGCGUGGGACACGCCGUUCAUGGGCGAACGAAAUGAUGUUGUGGAGGCACUCCAAGACCUUGGUGCCGAUGUGAUAGUUGUCGAUGACUUGGCCGACUUGAUGAUGGAUCCUCCACAAUUGCUCAAAGAUUACGAAGAUUCUGGAGUUGGAUCCAAAUGGUUUGCGUGGUUUGAUUGGUACUGGCUGAAUGUUGAAGGCUUCUUCGAGUCCAUCUUUUGGUAUGGUGGAGGAAUCGGCACAAACGCCACUUCGUAUGGCCCCGUAUUUGAAGGACAGAACUUCAAUUUUGACAAUGGACACCAUCGUCAACACAUCGGAGCCUCGGCCUAUGCCUACCUGGACGAUCUCUGGCUGUUUGGGUAUGUAUCAGAGAAAGCAAUGUACCCCAUGCUUCAGUCCUUGCCAGAUGUAGUGGUUCACUUUGCGCAGUCAGAGCUCAAUGGUGCCGUCAACCAUGGCAUGAUCAAGCGAGCGGGGAUUAACACAGUGCACAUCCCACAGUUUUAUUGGAACACAACAGAUGAGACCUUUGUGGACUGGGCAGGCUCUCGUCCCAUUGACUAUUACCAGGAGACUACGGUAAGCGCUGCCAUGAUCACAUGCGAGUCCAAGAAGUAUGAACCCGUCAAGGCGUUUGCAGUUUGCUACCAGCUUCAGCAAGCUCUUGUCCCGGGUGGCAAGUUGAUCUCGCCCUACAUUGACAUAAUCCAUGAGGCAUUGAAAUCGGGGGAACACGAUCUUGAUUGCCCAUACGAUUGGAGCGCGAUCGACCCGGACUUUCUGGAAAAGUACCCCCCAGACAUUCGUGAGCUCGUGACGAGCAAGAUGGGUAACCGCGGAACCAUUGCCACUUGUGGAGCUGGAACGGACGGUGGGUGUUCCGGUGGAACUUGCUCCGACAAACGCUUCAAGGACGCCAUUACAUUCCUCGGCAAAUCUCCCGCAGGUAUCCCUUUCUACUCGUUCCGUUACAAGAAGGGAAUUCAGGAUGGACCUGAUCCGUCCAAGACGUUCAUUGGUGCAAUGGCUCAAGAUUUGGUGAUGUUGGCUCCCAAGGCUGUCUGUCGCCAUGCACGCGACGGCAUGCUGCGUGUCGACUACAGCAAGAUUGAUGUGAACUUUGUCGAGAUCGAGUAG
Molecule: messenger RNA, 1803 nt
Organism: Seminavis robusta
Lineage: Eukaryota; Bacillariophyta; Bacillariophyceae; Naviculales; Naviculaceae
Source: the annotation of a GenBank genome assembly